This is a messenger RNA of Phlebotomus papatasi, 4381 nucleotides long. RefSeq names its product ATP-dependent translocase ABCB1 (gene Mdr50). The record is from RefSeq and is a predicted model, not a curated record. Bases 195 to 4058 code for a protein of 1287 amino acids. Gene Ontology annotation, molecular function: ABC-type transporter activity; ATP hydrolysis activity; ATP binding. Gene Ontology annotation, biological process: transmembrane transport. Lineage: Eukaryota; Metazoa; Arthropoda; Insecta; Diptera; Psychodidae. The transcript is spliced from 6 exons. Gene Ontology annotation, cellular component: membrane.
AGUCUUUGAAAAAAUGCCAAUAGUCGCGCAAGAGCAGUGAAAGUAAACAGACGCUUUUUGCAUGCCGUUUUCUCCCAAAAAAUAUUGAUAAUUCUUGUGAAAUACAAGUGUUCUUGAACCCUAGUGGUUUUUUUUGCCAAUCUUCCCUAAAUCUUCUUUUUCGGUUCUUCCUAUUAAUUUAAGUGUGAAGAAAAAUGAAAAAGAACUAUAACCUCAAUAAUUUUCCCGAAGAAAAUGACCAGAAAGAUUUGGACAAUGGGAAAGCUAUCAACGGAACGACCUUCGUGCCUAAUGAGAAAUCUCCUGAAGAACCAGCAGAAGAGGAGAAGCCAGAUGACGUUAAACCCUUGAACUUCUUUUCUCUGUAUCGCUAUUCCACUCCAAAAGAUCGUGUUUUGAUCUUUAUUGGUAUUUUGGCAGCCACAGUUUGUGGUCUCUGUACUCCAGCCAAUACUCUCAUCUUCGGGAGAUUGAUCAAUGCUAUGCUCGGGAAAGCAGGGGAGAUGGUUCCACCGGGAACUGUUCCACCUGAAGGUGAAACCGGUGAGACAUUCCAGGACGAUCCAAUGGAACAGAUGACACAAUGGUUCCUCGAUGAAAUUCAGUUCUUUGCCGUCUUCAACACGAUAAUCGGUGUUGUGAUGCUCGUUGGAAGCUAUGUGUCAACAACGGCUUUCAACUAUGCCGCUCACAAUCAGAUUUUCACGAUAAGAGGAAGGUUUAUGAAAUCAGUGUUGAGUCAGGAAAUUGGAUGGUACGAUCAGAACAAGAGUGGAGAAUUUGCUAGUAGGAUCAAUGAAGAUUUGACAAAGUUGGAAGAGGGUUUGGGAGAGAAAGUUGUCAUGUUUGCUAUGUUCAUGGUAGCUGGCAUUGCGUCAAUCAUCGUUGCCUUUGUCUAUGGUUGGUUGUUGGCCUUGGUCUGCAUGGCUAGUUUACCAGUGACCAUGAUCUCAGUGGGAAUAGUCGGGGUGUUCACAUCGAGACUAUCAAAGAAGGAAGUUGAAGCUUAUGCCAAUGCUGGUGGUAUUGCAGAAGAAGUUUUUGGUGCUAUUAGAACCGUUGUUGCCUUUGGUGGACAAGAUCUCGAAGCUGAACGAUACAAGUCUAAACUUUGUGCAGCCAGGUCCAUCAAUAUCAAAAAGAAUUUCUUCAUGGGCUUGGGAUUUGGACUGCUGUGGUUCUUCAUCUAUGCCUCGUAUGCCUUAGCGUUCUGGUAUGGAGUGGGUCUUGUCUUGGAAUACAUUGACUAUGAACCAGAAGACCAAGUCUAUGAUGCUGGUAUUAUGUUCAUUGUGUUCUUCUCCGUAAUGAUGGCUGGUAUGAACAUUGGUAUGUCAUCACCCUACAUCGAAUCCUUUACGCUGGCUAUGGGAACUGGAGCUAAAGUGUACAGUAUCAUUGAUAGGGAAUCCUUGAUCAAUGCUUGGGCAAACAUAGGAGAACGCCCAAAAAGCGUUGAAGGCAACCUAAGUUUCCAGAAUGUUCACUUCAACUACCCAAAUAGAAAGACUGUCAAAGUGCUUAAAGGUAUUAAUUUGACGAUCAAACGAGGGGAGACUGUUGCUUUAGUCGGACCUUCGGGUUGUGGUAAGUCUACAACCAUUCAGUUGAUUCAGCGCUUCUAUGAUCCUCUGGAAGGAGCAGUCAUCCUGGAUGGAAGAGAUAUUAAGGAUCUCGACGUAGCUUGGCUUCGAUCUCAAAUUGGAGUUGUAGGGCAAGAACCUGUAUUGUUCGGAACGACAAUCUAUGAGAAUAUCAGAUAUGGCUAUGAAGGUGCAACUAGGGAACAGAUUGAGGCUGCAGCUAAGGCUGCCAAUGCUCACAACUUCAUUAAAACUUUGCCCGAAGGAUACAAUACGCUUGUUGGUGAGAGAGGAGCACAGAUGUCAGGUGGACAAAAACAGAGAAUUGCCAUUGCACGAGCUCUUGUUCGCAAUCCAGACAUUCUCCUUCUCGACGAAGCCACCUCGGCUCUGGACACCCAAAGUGAAGCUAAAGUACAAGCUGCUCUGGAGAAUGCAAGCAAAGGUCGAACUACAAUUAUCGUUGCUCAUAGGCUUUCUACAAUCAGAAAUGCCGAUAGGAUUUAUGUGUUCAAGGAUGGUCAGAUCGUAGAAACAGGUACACACAGUGAACUUAUGAAGAAGAACGGAGAAUACUUUGCUCUGGUCACAUCACAAACUGGCAAUGCCGAACGCGAUGGAACGCUAGUGAAGAAGAAUAUCGCAAUGGAUAGUAUUGAUGACGACGAAGAAGUUAUCGACAUUAUGACAGAUGAAUCCGAUCUUGAUGAAAAAUACCAAAGUGUUUCUAUGUGGAAAGUGAUGAAGUGGAACAAACAAGAAUGGCCUUACAUUGUAGUCGGAUCUAUUGCUAGUGUUAUCAUGGGAGCUGCUAUGCCUCUGUUCGCUCUGAUCUUCGGUGAGGUCGUUGGUGCUUUGGCAAAUGAAGAUCAUGAUCAAGUUCGUGCUGAUGCCAAUCGAUUCAGUCUGUACUUUGUGAUUGUGGGCAUUGUAGUGGGACUGGCUACGUUUUUGCAGAUCUAUACGUACGGCGUAGCUGGAGAGUUUCUCACUGAAAGAGUGAGGGAUUGGUCUUUCAGGGCAAUGCUUAGGCAAGAGAUUGCCUGGUUUGACAACAAAUCAAAUGGCGUUGGAGCCUUGUGUUCAAAACUCAGUACAGAUGCUGCAGCUGUUCAAGGUGCUACUGGUCAGAGAAUUGGUACAGUUCUGUCUUCCGUGAGCACUCUUCUCAUUGCCAUUGGCAUAGCAAUGUUCUACGAAUGGAGAUUGGGUCUCGUAGCCUUGGCCUUUGCACCCCUUCUCGUUGUAGGAAGCUACUUGGAGAUGAAAUUCAUGGAACAGCAAAAUAUGGGAAAUUCCAAGGCUCUGCAGAAAUCAACAAAGCUCGCUGUGGAAGUUGUCUCCAAUAUCCGCACAGUAGCCGCAUUGGGUAGAGAAAGUAUGUUCCACAAACAAUAUGUGGACAUGUUGAGGCCAGCUACUAAACAAUGCAAGAGAAACACUCAUAUCCGUGGUACCGUGUACGGCCUAUCCCGUUCAGUCAUGUUCUUCGCAUUUGCCGCUUGCAUGUAUUACGGUGGACAGCUGAUGGUCUGGGGCAUCACAGAUCUGACUUCCGUAUUUGUGGUCACACAAGCUCUUAUUAUGGGCACAAUGUCUAUUGCUGGAGCCUUCGCCUAUGCCCCCAACUUCCAGAAGGGUAUCAUUGCAGCUGGAAAAGUUGAUACUCUGAUGAAUCGUGUGCCUCUGGUGAGGGACAAUCAUGAGAUUAAGAAGAAGGAAUGGUCUGCUUAUGGGAAUAUUACAUUCUUUGAGACUCAAUUCUUCUAUCCUUCUCGGCCUUCGAGUCAAGUGCUCAAAGGAUUGAACUUGAGUGGACUUCAGGGACAAACGGUAGCCCUUGUAGGACCAUCAGGAUGUGGAAAGUCUACGUGUAUUCAGCUUCUGGAGAGAUUCUACGAUACCACAGAUGGUUAUGUGGCAAUUGACGAGAGUAGAGUUACGGAUGUUUCUCAGAAGAAUUUGAGGUCUCAGCUGGGAAUUGUGUCGCAGGAACCAUCGCUAUUUGACAGGACAAUAGCUCAGAAUAUUGCCUACGGGGACAAUGCGAGGAAUGUGUCCGAGAAUGAUAUUAUUGAGGCUGCCAAGAAGGCCAAUAUACACAAUUUUAUUUCAUCACUGCCACUUGGAUAUGAGACUCGUCUUGGGGACAAGGGAACACAACUUUCUGGGGGACAGAAGCAGAGAGUAGCUAUUGCCAGGGCACUCAUUAGAAAUCCUCGAAUCCUCCUUCUGGACGAAGCCACUUCGGCUCUGGACAUGGAGAGUGAAAAAAUUGUCCAGGAAGCCCUCGAUGCAGCCCGGGAAGGACGAACUUGUGUUACAAUUGCCCAUCGACUUACAACAAUUAUCGAUGCCGAUGUCAUUUUCGUGAUAAAUGCUGGAAAAGUCGUUGAACAGGGCACGCACAAGGAACUUCUGGCUAAGCAAGGAAUGUACUACGAUUUGUACAGCCUUCAGGCCAGUCCAAAUUAAAAAAAAAACAAAAAAAACCACCGGCAAAAAAAUAACCCAAUUCCCAAGACGUUCUCUGACAACGAUUGAAAUUCUACUUAAUUAGCAAUAAGGCACCAAUUAACUUAAGAAAAAAAAACAAACAAACUGUAUUUAGCUCCUAGGUUUUGCAAAAUAAAGUAUUUUUGUUGUUUAAUGUUAAAGAGAAGAAAUCUUGUAUUUUGUCUGAAUAUAUUUUAUAAAUAACGUAGUUUUUUCAUAAAUCAUCCUGUUACCUAUUUUGUAUUCCAAUUUAUCAUCUAGAUAAAUAAAAAAAAAGAAUAAAUGGCAGAAGUCACAAUCAA